This is a messenger RNA of Capsicum annuum, 2511 nucleotides long. RefSeq lists its product as uncharacterized. The coding region runs from base 2 to 553 and encodes 183 amino acids. Lineage: Eukaryota; Viridiplantae; Streptophyta; Magnoliopsida; Solanales; Solanaceae. The transcript is spliced from 6 exons. The record is from RefSeq and is a predicted model, not a curated record.
AAUGUCUUUUCCAUGUCAAGCAGAUAUAUAUAUAUAUGUCCAAACAUCCAUUGCUGGAACACAACUAUUUUUGAGGCUUCUUAUACUCCCACUCUCAAAUUUCUUCAUCUUUGCUUUGAACUUUUUAGCCAAAUCAGAUGCACUCGACUUCUUUGCCAUCCUACCCUCAAUUGGUGAAACUUCGGGUACAUCAACUGCAAAAUCCACUCCACCAUAUGAGACAACUCUAACAAAAGUUAUGUCUUACGCAACAAAUGAGUGCACAACUUUUUCCUCAUUAAUUGUUUCAAGAAAGGAAGCAAAUGUAGUUCGUCCUAUUUAUGUGUUUGAAAGAGGCGAAACUUCAGGUACGCUAACUGAUAAAUGCAUACCAGCAUACGAACCAGCUCUGGCAGAAGGUCAUGCAAAGUGUAAGAAGACGCUAAGGAACAAUACUCAACUCUGCUCUGAUUAUGUUAUACUAAAAAAGGUUCCCGACUUGACGCUACUUCAAGAAAGCCUUUCACAAGAAGUCAAGCUUAGGACCUUCAAGCAUUUCAAGCUUUAUGGAUGAAGAUGAAGUCUUUGGAAGGAUCCAAUAUGGAUGACUUGAAGAUAUUUAAUAUUCUAAGUGUCUACCAUUUAAAUUAAAUUGUAAUUAAAUGAAGGACAAUUUGGCCCUUUACUUCUUUUAACCCUUAGCAUAAAUAGUUAGCUAUUAGGGUUUGAACCAUUAGUUUUUGAAGAUUGGAUAUUUGUGCAUCCUUGAGAGCUUGAUAACUCUUUGUUGAUUUUUAACACUUCCCUGGGAUUUGCAAGUAAGUUUCUACCUUCUUGAGGAUUUUAAUAGAUUAGGUGAUUUUAAUUUCCAAUUGAGUGGUGUUUUGGUUAGUUUCACCAUUACAUCUUUAAAUUGCCUGAAUCUAAUUGUGUCUAUCUUUUUUUAACUUUUAUCUUUAAUAUGUAUCUUACUUCUAUUUUCUUGUUUCACAUCAAACUGGUAUCAAGAGUUUGGAUUAGAUUUAUUUUCACAAACCUAAGUCUUGGGUUUUGAUAUUUAAAAAAAAUAAAUUAAAAAAAAAUCAAAUUUGAUUGAAUGUUAUUUGAUAUUAUUCCUUGAGUUACAUGUUGUUUUCUAGUUGAAAGUUUUUUUUUUAAAAAAUAUAUAACAAAAAAAUUGAAAGUCAAGUUGAAGAAGAAACUUGGCAAUGGGUUUUGUUGAUUUGGUGUUUGGUUGAAGAAAUUGUUGGUUAGAAGUUGUUGGUGAAGUUGUGGGGAAGUUAUAUCUCAAAUUUGAGCUUAUUUGCUUGGGUAUUGAAGAAGAUGAAUUUGAGAAUUACAAAAUAGUUUAAUCUUUCAAACUUGUUUCUUCUUUUCUUGUUAAUUCUAUCUAGUUUGCUUUGAGUAUUAAUUCAUAGUUAAUGUUAAACUAGUUUGUAUUCGUUUAAUUUAUUCGUGUCAAUUUUUUUGAUGCUUUUUUUCUUUCAUUUCAUUGUAUGCUUAUUUGUUUCAUGUCUGUUAGUUAUAAUUGUUCGUUCUUGAUUACAUAAAUCCACUUUAUCCCGAAAAAGUAGUACUACUUGUGAAUUAUUUGACGGUGUUGACUUUCAAUCUUGGGUUAUUCAAGAGUGGUAACAAGCAAGAGUGAGGUGAGUUCAUCUGAGGAUGGCCUUAAAGUGAUACACGAGUGUGAGUGACAAAAAAAGGGAAACAUGAUGUGAGUGAGUGGUGAAGAACUGUAACACCCCACAUUUUUGGGCUAGAAUUUAAAUCGUUGUUCCUAUGCGUACAGACUUAAACCCAAUGAUUUUAUGUCUAUAUAUGUGUGAUGAUCAAUAUUAUAGUGUGAAAAUGUCCUUUUAUAUCAGUCAAGGUCAUAAAACUCUCCUAACUCAAAGAUGAGUUAAGAACUCUUCCAUUGGUUAAGUUUUAGUGAACAUUUCAGCUUGGGUCAAAUUUCAAUGAUCAUUACUCCUUGUACAUAAUGAGUUAUGUAUCCCACCUUAUAUAAAAUGAAAGCUCUUUGAAUCUUCUUUCCAAUGAAUUUGGUUUCACCUUAAUCUGAUAUCGGAGUGAAAAGUUAUACCAAUUUUACUCCAGCCUGUCAGCCUGUCACCAAAGUGACGACCUGAGCAGACGGGCCGUCACCUAUGUGACGACUUAUCAGCCCAAGUCGUCAGCCUUAGGAAGAAAACAUCAAUUCCAGCCCAAAAGUGAUGACCUAGGUGAUGAGCCAUUACCUAAGUGAUGGGCCUUCAACCUUGGUCGUCAAUUGAAGUUUUCUGCAAUUUUUUUUGUUUCCAUAAGGGUAUUUUGGUAUUUUCCUCACCUCAAACCCCACCCCCAUGACUUAAAUCAAGUAUUAAACCCUAUUAACCAAUAAAAUAUCAGUUUCUUAUCACUUAUAAUCCUCCUCACUCUUAAGAACAAGAAAAUUAGGGUUUCCCUCUCAAGAUCAUCUCCCAAGAACAAGAUUCAAGCCCUUCUAUAAGAAAACCAAGAAAUUAUAAUUCCCAAUCCAAGAACGUUCAA